UUUUAUACCGACCUGUUUGGGGCAGAGGAGUGUGACGGGGAAGCUGUGACCGAGCUGCUGCAGGACCUCCCACAGCUGAGUCCAGGUGAGCGAGACACCCUGAGUGCCGACAUCACGCUGGAGGAGCUGACCACUGCUGUAUCUCAGAUGGCUGCAGGCAAGUCACCAGGGUUGGAUGGAUUACCAGCAGAUUUUUAAAAACAUUUCUGGAACAGUAUGGGACAGGAUCUGCUGGAUGUCCUGAAGGAGGCAUUUGCUAAAGGGCUUCUUCCAGCCUCCUGCAGACGGGCGCCAUUGACCUGUGUGCUGAGGGGAAACACGACUGUGAACAGAUCUGCAUUAGUGCACCCGGCACCUUCACCUGCGACUGCAACAAAGGAUUCAAACUCAACAAGGACAAGAAGACCUGCACAAACAUGGACCUGUGCAGCAGCGUGCAGCACGGCUGUGAGCACCAGUGUGUCAACACUCCUGGAUCCUUCUACUGUGUGUGUCCAGAGGAGCAGCUGCUGCAGGAGGACGGCAAGAGCUGCGGCACCUGCAAGUCGGCCAACAUCGACCUGGUGCUUCUGAUCGACGGCUCCAAGAGCGUCCGCCCUCAGAACUUUGAGCUGGUCAAAAAGUUCGUCAACCAGGUGGUGGACUCCCUGGACGUGUCCACUCACGGCACCAGAGUGGGUCUGGUCCAGUACUCCAGCCGGGUCAGGACAGAGUUUCCUCUCAACAUGUACCACUCUGCUGAGGAGAUCAAAGCUGCAGUGAUGAAGGUUGAGUACAUGGAGAAAGGGACGAUGACGGGUCUGGCCCUGAAGCACAUGCUGGAGAACAGUUUCUCCGAGGCCGAGGGCGCUCGUCCCGCCAGCCGCAACAUCCCCCGCAUCGGACUGGUCUUCACAGACGGACGCUCCCAGGACGACAUCACCGAGUUCGCCAAGAUGCCCAAAGAAGCUGGCAUCACCAUGUACGCUGUGGGCGUGGGGAAAGCUGUGGAGGAGGAGCUUCGUGAGAUCGCGUCCGAACCCGUGGAGAAACAUUUCUAUUACACCAGCGACUUCACGGCCAUCAGCACCAUCGCUGAGAACCUCAAGCUGAACGUCUGUCCAGAGGAGAGUCAGGGGGAGAUCGAGGUGAAGGACCCGUGUGCCUGUGAGAGUCUGGUGGAGUUCCAGCAGGCCACCAUGAGCAGCCUGGAGCAGCUCACACAGAAACUGGCUGGGAUGACUGCUCGUCUGGAGCAGCUGGAGAACCAGCUUCUCACCAGGAAGUGACCAGGACGCCACAGAGGAAGAAGGACAGAGUGAGGAAGAGGAGGAAGAGGAGGGCACAUCCUGGAGAGAUCCGUUAGAGCAGGAAUCAGAAAUCCCUUCUAAUCAAUGGACCCUCCAGUGUUUCCAGGAAGCCUUGGGGGCCUUCAGUAGAUCUGCUGAUCUCCACCUGGAUGAGGACCACAUUUAUCUGACAGCUUGUGAUUAGGAUUCACUUUUCUGGUAAAGAUGUAAAAAAUAAAUCAUUUGUUUACUUAUUGCCUUUAAAAGACAACAGCGACAACAAUCUACGAUUCAAAAUAAACGUUUGUAUAAAAUA
This is a messenger RNA of Pleuronectes platessa (European plaice), 1584 nucleotides long. RefSeq names its product matrilin-4-like. The record is from RefSeq and is a predicted model, not a curated record. NCBI's taxonomy places the organism in Eukaryota, Metazoa, Chordata, Actinopteri, Pleuronectiformes, Pleuronectidae. Bases 417 to 1268 code for a protein of 283 amino acids. The transcript is spliced from 9 exons.